AUGAAACCCAGCACAACAAAGCAAGCGAAUGCGGGAGCGCAAAGCUCGAUUGCUGGUGUGAACAAACUGCCCGAUGGGUUUGCAUCAGCCAAUGGCUCCGCUGGCGAGAGGAAAUUCGUCGACUAUUCAAGCAUCCGCGAGAAGACGGUGCUUGUUGGACCGACCGAGGAACAGUUCGAUCUGUUGAUGAAACGAUUAGAAGAACGUAUAUCUGCUAGCCGUGGUGAGACGGUCUACGAAAUUGGGAUCGGAGAAGAUGGCAGUGAGAAUGGACUAGAGCAGGAUGAGUAUGCCGCUUCCCUGGCAACGCUGCAAUCGUUGGCAGCGAUGCUGGCUGCUGAAUGUGUUGAGUUGCGCACCCGCAAGGCAGAGAAAGGUAUCACUGGCCAGUAUCUGAUCCGGCGGAAGGUAGAGGAUGAUGAUUUCACCGAAGUACGGGUAGCGGUCGUUGGAAACGUCGAUGCGGGCAAAUCCACUCUGCUGGGCGUGUUGACACACGGAGAACUAGACAAUGGACGUGGCUUUGCGCGGCAGCGCCUUUUUCGCCAUAAGCACGAAAUUGAAAGUGGUCGCACCAGUUCCGUUGGGAACGACAUACUUGGGUUUGACAGUGUGGGUAAUGUGGUUAAUAAGCCAGACCAUGGCACGCUAGAUUGGGUAAAGAUAUGCGAAAAGUCAGCCAAAGUUAUCACUUUCAUCGAUUUGGCCGGACACGAGCGAUACCUGAAGACAACUGUGUUCGGAAUGACGGGCCACGCACCGGAUUUCGGAAUGUUGAUGAUUGGAGCAAAUUCCGGUAUCGUGGGUAUGACGAAAGAACAUCUUGGACUUGCUUUGGCGUUAUCAGUGCCGGUGUUUGUAGUCGUCACCAAGAUUGACAUGUGUCCACCGAAUAUUCUGCAGGAGAAUUUGAAGCUGCUGUACAAAAUUCUGAAAUCCCAAGGCUGCCGAAAGGUUCCGGUGAUGGUGAAAACCAGCGAUGAUGUCGUGCUUAGCGCUACAAACUUCGUCUCGGAACGGUUAUGUCCCAUAUUUCAGGUGUCGAACGUAACGGGUGAAAAUUUGGAUUUGUUGAAAAUGUUUCUCAACCUGCUGAACGUCCGUACCACGGGAAAUGAUGCGCUACCGACCGAGUUCCAAAUCGACGAUACAUACGCCGUACCGGGCGUUGGAACCGUAGUGUCCGGGAUCACUUUGCAAGGUGUCGUACGGUUAAACGAUACACUCCUGCUCGGACCAGAUCCUUUGGGUGAUUUUCAACCGAUCGCUAUCAAAAGCAUCCACCGAAAGCGAAUGGUGGUGCGCGAGGUGCGCAGUGGCCAGACGGCAAGCUUUGCGCUGAAAAAAAUCAAACGCUCGCAAAUCCGCAAAGGCAUGGUAAUGGUAAGCCCGGUAUUAAACCCCCAAGCCUGCUGGGAGUUUGACUGUGAGAUAUUGGUGCUGCAUCAUCCGACGACGAUUUCGAGCAAGUACGGCCGUUGGUCGGCAAUGGUGCACUGCGGCAGCAUUAGGCAAACGGCACAAAUACUGCAAAUGUCCAAGGAAUGCCUUCGCACCGGCGAUAAAGCGGUGGUACGGUUCCGGUUUAUCAAAAACCCGGAGUACAUGAAGCCGGGCCAGCGGAUGGUGUUCCGCGAGGGUCGCACGAAAGCGGUGGGAAACGUGAUUCAACCGCUGUACACACCGGGCAGCAUCCAGCAGCGCUCGAAACCGAACAAAAUGCAAUCAAACCGAGGGUUGACAGCGACGGGAGUCGUGAUGCAGAGUGGUUCGGGCUCUGCCUCUGUAAAUAUGCCCCUUUCGAAGGGUUCCAGUGCAACGGUCGAUGGGGCUGGAAUUGACAUGGACAAUGGCACGGCGAACAGUUCGCCGACGCACGAUUCAACACCGGUGCUCGACAUUGGCACGGACAAGAGAAACCACCGACCAUCGGGAGGUGGUAACAAAAAGCGCCUGAACAUGGGCGGGAUGGCAGCUGCUGGCGCUGGUACAUCUGCUGGGUCAAGUUUAGCACCCGGCGGCAGCAGUGGGAAACUGUUACCGUCCGGUGGCACUGCGGCAUCACAAUCGCCGGUGACUUCGAACGCUUCCACCGGGUCAUCGACUUCCGGUGCUUCGGUCGCCGUUGACAUGAGUAAGCUAUCGAUUGCUUCCAACUAA
Molecule: messenger RNA, 2160 nt
Organism: Anopheles marshallii
Lineage: Eukaryota; Metazoa; Arthropoda; Insecta; Diptera; Culicidae
Gene: GTPBP1
Product: GTP-binding protein 1
Exons: 4
Coding region: 1-2160 (719 amino acids)
Biological process (GO): translational elongation
Molecular function (GO): GTPase activity; GTP binding; translation elongation factor activity
Source: RefSeq, a predicted model, not a curated record